AUGGAUUUCAGAGAAUUUUUCAACCGGAGUCUAAGAUGGCGUUUGUGCAACAGACUGACGCCGCAAAGCCUUCUGUUUGUUCUCUUUCUCACUCAUACUGUCACUGGUCAAAUACGUUAUUCAAUUCCAGAAGAAAUGAAGAUGGGAGCCCUUAUUGGUAAUGUCGGAUUGGAUCUUGGAAUAGAUAUGCAGAGGCUUCGUUCAGGUCGGGCCCGUAUCGUGACUGGAGAAAGCAUCCAGUACACCGAGCUGAAGACAGACAAAGGGACUUUGGUCGUGAAUGAGAGAAUAGACCGAGAGCAGCUUUGUGGAGACGUAAUACCAUGCAGCUUCAGCUUUGAUUUGAUUUUAGAAAACCCGAUGGAGCUACACCACGUUACGGUCGAGGUAUUGGACAUUAAUGAUAAUUCGCCUUCUUUUCAUCAGCACGACAUGCAGUUGACGAUUGGAGAAUCAGCAGCACCGGGAGCACGUUUUGUUUUGCCAACAGCCAAUGAUCCUGAUGUAGGAGUCAAUGGGCUUCAGGACUAUAAUUUAUCUCCAAAUGAAAAUUUUAUUUUAAAGAAGCAUUCAAAUUCUGAUGGAAGAAAAUAUGCGGAGAUGGUACUUGAGAAACCAUUGGAUAGAGAGCGACACCCCAGUCUGUCUCUGAAGCUGAUAGCAGUUGACGGAGGGACGCCAAAGAAAUCUGGCACUGUAAAUAUAGAUAUCACUGUCCUAGAUGCUAACGAUAAUUCUCCUGUUUUCAAUCAGUCAGUCUACAAGGCCACUGUUAGGGAAAAUGCCGCAGGAGGGACCCAUAUUAUCUCUGUGAAUGCAACUGACGAAGAUAGCGGAUCAUAUGGUUUGAUUUAUUAUUCUAUUUCCAAAAUGCAAGGUAGUAUAGACAGUAUAUUCGAAAUUAACAAGACAACGGGUGUGAUAUUUCUUUCGGGGCAGGUUGACUACGAAAAAGCAAAGAAAUAUGAAAUACGCAUUGAAGCAACAGACCAAGGAGCUUUAACAGACUCCAGUAAAGUCAUAGUUGAGGUUAUUGACGUGAAUGAUAACCCACCUGUCAUAAAUGUGAUGUCAUUCACCAGUCCUCUUUCAGAGGACUCUCCUCCUGGCACAACUAUAGGCAUUAUGAAUGUAAAAGACCUCGAUUCGGGAGAUAAUGGACAAGUAAAUUGUAGAACCGAACAAAGCGCACCUUUUAAGAUUAAAUCUAAUUUAAGAAAUUACUAUACUUUGGUAACAGAUACUGUAUUAGAUCGUGAAAGUGUUUCAGAGUAUAACUUCACUGUAGUUGCAACAGAUGAAGGAAUGCCUCCUCUCUCAACAAAAAAAACAUUUCAUUUAAAGGUAUCUGAUGUGAAUGAUAAUGCUCCAGUGUUUUCAGAAGGUGUUUACAAUGCGUUUAUCACAGAGAACAACUCUCCAGGUAUUUCUGUUCUCACGGUCAGGGCUAAAGAUCCCGAUGAAAACCAAAACGCCCGCCUAUCGUAUAUACUUGAAGAUACUAACAUCGGUGGAUUUCCAGUUUCUGAAUAUGUUUCUAUAAACUCAGAAAGCGGAGUGAUCCAUGCAGUGCGGUCAUUUGAUUAUGAGCAAAUCAAACAGCUGGUUUUCGUCGUCAAAGCGCAGGACGGAGGCUCCCCUCCACUCAGUAGCAACGUGACUGUGAAAAUAAUGAUCCAGGACCAGAACGACAAUCCACCUCAGGUUCUGUACCCAGUCCAGACUGGUGGCUCUCUGGUGGCUGAAAUGGUGCCUCGUUCAGCAGAUGUGGGCUAUCUGGUCACUAAAGUGGUGGCUGUUGAUGUGGACUCUGGACAGAAUGCCUGGCUCUCCUAUAAACUGCAGAAAGCCACAGACAGGGCGCUGUUUGAAGUGGGCUUACAGAAUGGAGAAAUAAGAACUAUCCGCCAAGUGACUGAUAAAGAUGCUGUGAAACAAAGACUGACUGUUAUAGUGGAGGACAACGGGCAGCCCUCUCGUUCAGCUACAGUCAUUGUUAACGUGGCGGUGGCGGACAGCUUCCCUGAAGUGCUGUCGGAGUUCACUGACUUUACACACGACAAGGAGUACAAUGACAACCUGACUUUUUACUUAGUGCUGGCUUUGGCUGUAGUUUCCUUCCUCUUCAUCACGUGUUUAGUGGUUAUUAUAUCAGUG
This is a messenger RNA of Micropterus dolomieu (smallmouth bass), 2157 nucleotides long. Its product is annotated as protocadherin gamma-A11-like. The transcript has a single exon. NCBI's taxonomy places the organism in Eukaryota, Metazoa, Chordata, Actinopteri, Centrarchiformes, Centrarchidae. Gene Ontology annotation, cellular component: plasma membrane. Gene Ontology annotation, biological process: homophilic cell-cell adhesion. Gene Ontology annotation, molecular function: calcium ion binding. The annotation marks the transcript as partial. The record is from RefSeq and is a predicted model, not a curated record.